Molecule: messenger RNA, 900 nt
Organism: Entrophospora candida
Lineage: Eukaryota; Fungi; Glomeromycota; Glomeromycetes; Entrophosporales; Entrophosporaceae
Source: the annotation of a GenBank genome assembly
AUGUCCAAUUUCCAAGCAAGUCCAUUAAAUGAAUCAUUACUUACAUUUGAUUAUAACUUACUCCAACAAGAAAUUGAAAAUACUAUAAAUGCUGAUUACAUAGAUGAUGAAUGCUUUGAUGACCAUUAUGAUGUAGAAAUGAAUGAUGAAUCUGAAUUUGAUAGAGAGGUUCCAAUAACAGAUAAAUUUGAUAAAAUUGAAAUUCGUAGCAUUCAUAAUUUGAUUGGUUCCUUUGAAAUUGAUUCAAAUGCUGGUGAUGAAUUUGAGAGGUUAGGUGUUUGCUUAAGACACUUGAAUUAUGAUCAAAAUACACUCCACCAACCUAUAAAAGGGGAGGAACAGAUAAAAGCAACACAUUCUUUUUCUAAAGGCAUCAUUCACAAUAAACGAUGUCUUUUUUGCAAUCAAUACAAAAAUUUUUACACAUGUGGAGAUGCUUGCAAAAAACAUUUAUGGAAUGUAUGUGGUUGUAAUAUCCAGGUUCCAUGCUGUGGGUUGUUUAAUUGUCCAGCAAUAACUCUACAUCCAAAUUUAACAAGCAAACCAACAAACACUCAAUACAUUCAAUAUGUUUGCACAGAUUGCUUCAAAUUAUAUGGUGGUCACCUUCAUUCAAGAUUGGGCCCAGUAAAAAGACAAGUUUCUUGUGUGGAUCAAAAUAAACAUGAAAGAGACUCUAAAUCUUCUUUGGAACUUAUUGCUAAAUGGAUUAGUAAUGUUGCUUUAUCAAGUGAUAAUAAUGAAAAAGAUAAACUAUUAAAUCUUUUAACUAAGGUCAUUAAAGAUUUUAAACCAAAACUUUCAACAAUAUCUACAGAGACAGAUUCAACAUCAAUAUCAACAGAAUCUUCUGAUAAUCAAACAAUUCCAAAUUUUUUUCUUUUGAAUGUGGUGUUUGCA